Molecule: messenger RNA, 689 nt
Organism: Saprolegnia diclina VS20
Lineage: Eukaryota; Oomycota; Saprolegniomycetes; Saprolegniales; Saprolegniaceae
Exons: 1
Coding region: 43-633 (196 amino acids)
Source: RefSeq, a predicted model, not a curated record
AGAACGGAGUGGUCAUACCUGAAUCUUCCACCAGUCGAAAGCAUGUCCAAGGCCGAAUCUGCUCCGCUCACGGGCCAGCCCGUGCUCUACGCGCCCGUGCCCCAGGGCGAGCCUGUGCACCAGGGCGUCUUCUGGAAGGCCGGCAUCUUCGACUGCCUCGAGAGCUUCUGCCCCAACACGCUCAUGGCGUGGUGCUGCCCGUGCGUCUCGCUCGCCCAGAUCGCGUCGCGCGUCGGCGUCUACGGCGGCUACACGCGCGUGCUCAUCGUCGCGCUCCUCCUCGUCGUCGCCAAGUUUGUCUUGAACAACCUCGACGUCAACGCCCAGGCCGAGUGGGAGGAGAGCCUCGCGCACCAGAACGAGUGGGGCCUCGACGACUUCCGCCACUGGCACUUGACGUACUUUGGCCUAUUUGCCUCGCUUGUCUCGCUCAUCUACGUCAUCUUUAUCGCGUCGGUCCGCACCAAGAUCCGUGUCAUGUUCAAGAUCCCCGGCUCGGAGUGCGAGGACUUCCUCUGCUCGUUCUGCUGCGGCUGCUGCACGAUCGCCCAGAUGUCGACCCAGGUCGGCUCGUACACGCAGGGCCAGUGCCGCUUCGGCCCCGCCGACACGCUCCCGGCCUACACGGUCUAAGCGCCUUUUCGUUGCGUUAAUCUAACGCGUUAAUCCGAUGUGAGCUUUUUAACGUA